This is a messenger RNA of Hemicordylus capensis (graceful crag lizard), 6372 nucleotides long. RefSeq names its product F-box protein 4 (gene FBXO4). Gene Ontology annotation, cellular component: SCF ubiquitin ligase complex. The transcript is spliced from 7 exons. Gene Ontology annotation, molecular function: protein binding. Bases 898 to 1887 code for a protein of 329 amino acids. The record is from RefSeq and is a predicted model, not a curated record. Gene Ontology annotation, biological process: SCF-dependent proteasomal ubiquitin-dependent protein catabolic process; protein polyubiquitination. Lineage: Eukaryota; Metazoa; Chordata; Lepidosauria; Squamata; Cordylidae.
GUAGGGUGAAAAGGAAGCUGAAAGGGAAAAUCAGGAGAGUCACUUUGCUCCAGAGUGCACGGAGUUUACUCAAAACCACAGUACUAGAAGCCCAGUUAGAUUGUAUACCCCAAAAGAGGAAAGGUACCACUAAGUCCAGCAAGAUGCCAGCAUGGCUAACGGGUACUGUCAAGGAAGCCAUAAAAGGGAAGAAGACUUCCUUCUGAAAUUGGAAGGCCUGUCCAAAUGAAGAGAACAGAAAGGAACACAAACUCUGGCAAAAUAAAAGCAAGACAACAAUAAGGGAGGCAAAAAGAGAGUUUGAGGGACAUUUAGCGAAAAGCAUCAAGGGGAAUAACAAAAACUUCUUUAAAUACAUCAGAAGCAGGAAACCUACCAGGGAGGCAGUUGGACCAUUAGACAAUGAGGGAGCGAAAGGGAUUAUUAAGGAGGAUAUGGAGGUUGCAGAGAAGCUAAAUGGGUUCUUUGCAUCCGUCUUCACAGCAGAGGAUACUGAGCAUAUGCCUGUUCCUGGACCAGGCUUUUCAGGGAUGGCGGCUAAAGAACUGAGCCAGCUAGAAGUGACGAGAGAUGAUGUUCUAAACUGUCUGGAAAAACUGAAAACUAACAAAUCACCAGGGCCGGAUGGCAUCUAUCCAAGAGUCCUCAAAGAACUCAAAUGUGCAAUUGUUGACCUCCUUGCUAAAAUAUAUAACUUAUCCCUGCAAUCAGGUUCUGUACCAGAGGACUGGAGAGUAGCAAAUGUAACACCGAUUUUCAAGAAGGGAUCCAGGGGUGAUCCGGGAAAUUACAGGCCGAUUAGCUUAACAUCAGUUCCAGGCAAAUUGAUGGAAAGCAUCCUCAAGGAUAAAAUUGUAAAGCACCUAGAAGAACAGGUCCUGCUGGGAGUGAACCAGCAUGGCUUCCGCAAAGAUUGAUAUGAAGUUAUACAUUAUGUCCUUUCUUGCACCCAAAGAUCUGAGUUAUUUGGGAAGCACUAGUCGCUACUGGAGGCAAACUGUCCAGGAUCCCUUGCUGUGGAGGUACUUUCUCAUUCGGGAUCUCCCUUCUUGGCAUUCUAUUGACUGGAAAUCGCUCCCAGAUGCAAAGAUAUUUAACAGAUCCUUUGCUGAGCUGCAUGAUAGUUCUCCAAGGGACUACAUGGAAGUAUAUAAGAAGUGCUGCUCCUGGCGUAGAAGAUGUCUGAACUCCAGCUGGCCCACUUACAGAGCCAUGACAUCCUUCUUACAGUCACUGAUCACACAAGCAGAGCCUCGCUUUGCCAUGUUUGGCCCGGGUUUGGAAGACUUGGAUGAAUCUUUGGUGCAUAACAUGAUGACUAGGCCAGAGAUUUUGCCACUUGCUGGCAUCCCUUCUAGACAAAUUCAUGGGAUUGGCUCGGGAGUCACAUUCUAUUUUACUAACCAACAGAAAUUCAAUAUUCUGACACUGUAUUCAAAGACCAGCAAGGAAAGACGCAGAGCCAGAGAAGACAACUCCAAUCUUGUCAACAAGAUAUUCUGCGAAGAUCAUGGUCCUGAUGGGACAACUCAAUACAAACUGAUUGAGCACGUUAAAAACAUGUGCAGUCAUGUUGAUGGGUUUAUUUAUGUUGCAGAUGCUGAAGCUCAUAAAAUGUUCUUUGCAGGACACAGACGUCAAACUGAAUAUGCUCAAAUGGCAGCAAUGCUUGAUCCUGCUCUUGGACCUCCAGACAGACCUCUGCUGAUCUUUUCUUGCAUUUCUUCUCCUGGGAUUGAACGGAUUCCUUGUGUUUACAUGGCACAUCAACUGCAGCUGGACCUGCUCAGUCAACCAUGGAUGAUUCAGGACACUGAUGCUGCUACACUAACUGGACUGUUGGAUGGAAUUGAAUGGCUACUGGAAGAAUGUGAACAUAAAAAAUAGCCAGUAAUCAGAAAUGCUUCAAGUGACAAUUAUUUUUGUUCUUAAAUGCCUGAUUUACAAGCAAAUGCUGCUCUCCUUAACUGGCCAUGGUUUGGCAAGAGACUCUUUCUUACUAACAAAAACAAAUUCUGUCCUAAUCAAAACUAUUUAGAAGGCAGAGAAGAGGGGUGUGAUUGUGGUAGUAUUAGGCUGUUCAGUACAUGUUAGAAUUUCCAGCUUUUGUGCAAUGCAGCUCUCCCAUCAGAACACUGCAGGUUCCACUGCUCAACUCAAGUUCAAGGUUAUGAGAAAUGGGUAAUGGUUAACUGUGUGUGUGUGUGUGUGUGUGUGUGUGUGUGUGUGUGUAAUGGGAGACAGAUAGAUGAGAGUUUGCUAAUAGUAGCUUACUGCAGUGGGCACACAUAACAGCAUAGGAAACUAGUAAUUGGGUGUCAUCCGCAAACAGAGCGGGUCAAGCCAAGGUCACCAAAGCCAAAGCUCAGGAGCCAAGAACCAGUCCAUUCAGAACAGGCAAGGUCAAGGUCAAACAAGGAGGGGUCAGAAGCCAGAAAUUCAAGAAGAGCAAGCAACAAGACAGAACACAUCCACAACAAAGUUGCUUCAGCAAACAGCAGAGGCAAACUGAAGCUGUAAAUACAGAGCCAGCAAUACAGUCCUGCCCAAGCCACAUCUUAAAGGGGCCAUGCUCUGUUUCCCAAGUGCUGGCUGCAGUGGAACUGGGUAACUGCUGGCGGGGAUAGUGGUGCCUCUGCUUCAUCUUCAGAGAACAAGGGAAAAGGAGUGUUGAGGGGGGGUCAACAGGUACAGGUGUUUCUGAUGGAGGUGAUGGCCCCUCAAACCUUACCUCAUCCUAUGGGUCUUCCGUCUCAGGCUCAGGGUUUGUGAGGACUUCUUCUCCUCAGUGUCAGGCUCGGGGUGAAUGGCCACUUCAUCCUGAGAUGCUUCAGGGGCACACUUGGGCUUCAUGCCAUGGGGAACUGGUCAUCUGCAUAUCCAUGUUAGGUGAGAGCUCCACCAAAGAAAGGAAGUAGUAGAAUUCUCCUUACCAAAGGCAGGCAUGUUACAGAUGACCAACUCCCUGGGGUGGUUGUUUAUAUGUUACCAUGAUAAGGGAAAGGGCCGUAGCUCAGUGGAAGAGCCUGUGCUCUGCAUGCAGAAGUUCUAGAUUCAGUCCAUGGCCUCUCGAUGCAAAUACACCUGUCUGAAACCCCAAAGAGCCUCUGCCAGUCAUUGUAUGCAGUAAUGCUAGAUGGACCAAUGGUCUUACUCAGUAUAUUGCAACUCGCUAUGUAAAAUUACUGGCUAACAUACCGCCAGUGCUCUGUCUGCCUUGCAAUGGGAUAUGUGCACAGUUGCAGAAGAGUGCUCCUGCACUAAAUGCAAUAAUUGCACAGACACAGUUGUGCAAUGGAUGGCCAGUAGAAAUCAUGGCCAUUCAUCAUACAUCAGCAUCUGCACUGUUCUUUGAUCUGAGAGGUGGCUCCUCUUUCCCCUGUUGGGAUUUAAAAGUUAAAGCAAAGAACUUGACAGAAUGUUGGGAAAUUGUAGGAUUUCCCACCCAAUCUGACCAACCCGACAGUUUGGGGGGAUCAUGUUGGCUCUCCCAACAAUUUUCCUGUCUGGUCCAGUCAGAUUGGAUUGGAUACAACCAUUCUCAGCAUGCACAGGCCUAGACUUGAACUUGGGCCUCUCCAGUCCUAGUUCCACGCUCUAACCACUGCAUCAUGCUGGCUUUCCAAGGGGAUAUAAACUCUGUUUGUUGUGAUUCCUGGCAACUUGUGCAUUGCCUUGAGUUUUUUUAAAUUGGUGGUAUAUAGAGGCAUUAAGUAAAUAUAAGUAUGAUGGGUGUGAAUGGGUCCCAUCAAGAUGUCUGCCUGCAGUUGUUAUUCACAGUUCACUGCCACAGUCAGUAUAUGACUGUGGUUUAAGUAUGUUGCUUAAACCCUUGAUGACCUGGGACCUACGUAGCUAGAGUUGGCCCACUAGUAUGGUGUGGUGAAGCAGCUGUCUCAGGUUGUGGGUUGGCAGAGGUGGAAGGAGGCGUGCUAUUCUUGCUAACCUCCAGCAACCACCUCCACACACCAUGCCCCCCCUCCUUAUGGGGUGGUGACAGUGCCAAUACUACAGGGCUGCUCAACUUCGGCCCUCCUGCAGAAGUUGGCCUACAACUCCCAUAAUACCUGACUAUUGGCCACUGUGGCUGGGGUUAUGGGAGUUAUAGUCCAAAAACAGCUGGUGGGGGCUAAGUUGAGCAGGCCUGCAAUACUACCCCGACUCCCUCAUUCUCAUCCCUUCCUACCUUUCAAACAACAGGGGACAACAAGAUUCCUGUGUUCUGGAGAUAAAAACACAAUAAAUCAGCCAAUAAAUACACAACCAGUGUUCCCUCUAACAAGGAUUCCCAGAUGUUGUUGUCUACAAUUCCCAGAAUCCCCAAGCAAAACCCAUUGCAGUUGGGGAUUCUGGGAUUUGUAGUCAACACCAUCUGGGAAUCCCCGUUAGAGGGAGCACUGUACACAACAUAUCCUUUCCCCUUGAUAACACAAAAUUGUUGAAGAUGCAGAGGGCAGUGAACAGAGUGGAAAGAAAUGAGGUGGGUUAUCUAGCCCACAAUCCACUCCUUCACUUUCCUCACUGUAGCAGAUUAAAGCCUUUGCCUCUCAGCAAGCUCAUAUGAGCAAAAGAAAUGCUGAAUCAUCCCUGCUGAGCUUCUAAAACUAUUCUGUAUUAUUGGUAAGUUCAAAAUGCUGCUGCCGCCACCCCCUCCCCCUUUUGUCUACAGAAAUUCUCUGGGUUUGGGGUGGGAUAAUCCAGGAAAAAAACCUUUCUUAGUUUGGCACUUGGACAAGUACAAAAAUUUUCCACGUGCAAGCCUACAUGUGGUGAGAAAACUGAUAGUUGCUGAACAUUUGAGGACAUGUUUGCACCAGAGAAAUCCCCCUUCGGGCCCCCUUUUCCUGAGUUAAAAACCAACUUGGAGAGGCUUGUAAAAAGAAAAGAACUAAAAAACCAGUUUUAUUCAAUUACUACAGACCUCUUACGUCUAAGGCUGUCUCAGCUUUUAGAUACAGUUAAGAAUACUUAGUGGGAUUACAAGAAUAGGUUGUCUUAAAAAAAACUCUUAAAUGUUUACAGAGGCUUUUGCAACACCCUAGGUUUAUUGAGUGUAGGCUAGUGUUUAUUUCAAUUACAUUGCAGGUAAACUAUAAUAGAGCAGUAUCAUGAAUAUUCAAGACACAAACACAAAGAAAUAUAAGUUUCUAAUGCACAAUCUAAACAACCUGUUCCUUAUGCUGAAUUCCCUUUUCCUUGAACUGAAGGAACUGAACUUCCUUGAACCCAGUUCCUGAGGAGAAUCAAGUUCCUGCAAUCCUUUCUGUUAAGGAUCUACAGAGUUAUUCCAUGAGAGAAACCUCCAUGCUGGCUUUGACCAUGAGGGAGCAAAACGCCAUUGCCCCUCACUAAGCCUUUCUGCACAUGCUUCUCUCCAACCAAGACUGCCCUUAUUGUUCCCAGAUUUCCCAGCAAUUGCUCUCCAGGUCCCACCCACCUGAUGUACUGAUUGGCUGCCCUGGAGUUCACCAGCGUGUCAGUCAAGACAAGGGUUCACUUCCUGUUAACUCUUUAGGGGGAGGGGAGGCUGAUCACUACACUCACUCUGCAUCCCCCACCCUCUGACUUUUCAAAAACCAGACAGUAAGAGUGGGGGAAGUUGGUGGAAGAGGUGCUGGAACAGCAGCAGGAGGGGAAGGAGGAGGAAGGCACUUCCCCAUCACUGUGGAAGAGUGCUGCACUACACACUGUGCUGAUGGGAUGUGGGGGAAAGAGUGGUGUGUGAUAUGUGUUGCCCACCACCAGAGAUGGGGAGCAGGCACCUUCUGCACCAUUUCAGGACUGAUUGGCUCUUGGGCUGGGCAUACACAUAACGUAGACACCUCUCCCUUUACCAUACCAACCCCUUGCCACCUCUUCACCUAAUCAGGCCCUGCUUCAGAUUCCAUCAGUGGGUGUAAACUGAAGGGGAUAGGGCCAUAGCUCAGUGAAUGAAAUUCUGUUUUGCAUGCAGAAGGUACCAGGUUCAAUCUCUGACAUCUCCAGGUAGGACUGGAAAGACUCCUGGCUGAACCCUGGAAAGUUGCUGCUGGCCAGAGUAGACAAUUCUGAGCUAGAUGGAACAGUUGUCUGACUCAGUGUCAUAUAGCUCCCUGUGUGCCUAUGUAAGAGCUACUGCUAGAAGCAGGGACUUUGCAGUGAUAGCCCCCGGGGCUUGGAAUAUUAGCCCAGUAGAGCUGGGGUAAUGUUUUUCUUUGCUUUCUUUUAGGAAAGAUGAUAAAACUCUUUAAAUGUAUGAAUUCCUUGAUAUGUAUGUUACUGAUUGUAUGUGAAUGUUUUCUUUUGUACAUUGUAUGCCAUUUUGACUUUUUUUGUCAAAAAGGAAGAGCAUCAUUUUAAGCACUGUAAAUAAAAUUUCAUUUGGAGCUCUGA